Dothidotthia symphoricarpi CBS 119687 is the source of this 1371-nucleotide messenger RNA. RefSeq names its product MFS general substrate transporter. Gene Ontology annotation, molecular function: transmembrane transporter activity. The transcript is spliced from 2 exons. Gene Ontology annotation, cellular component: fungal-type vacuole membrane. Gene Ontology annotation, biological process: transmembrane transport. NCBI's taxonomy places the organism in Eukaryota, Fungi, Ascomycota, Dothideomycetes, Pleosporales, Dothidotthiaceae. The coding region runs from base 1 to 1371 and encodes 456 amino acids. The record is from RefSeq and is a predicted model, not a curated record.
AUGUCUUCGAAAAUCUCGAUAGAAAGCCAUCGCAAUCAGAAUGCGGCGAAUCGGGAACAGGAUAAAGAGCUGCACGUGACGAAUAAGGAACAGGUUGCGACAAGCAGAGAAGAGGAGGGUACAACAUUAGAGUCUGCGAAAUCGACAACACCGGCCGCGACAGUUGCGUCGCCCGCUCCGGAUGGAGGGCUUCGCGCUUGGUUGCAGGUUAUGGGUUCAUUCUUCCUCAUGUUCAAUUCGUGGGGAAUUUUGAACACUUUCGGCUCUUACCAAGCAUACUAUGAAACCGACAUGCUCGCCUCUACCUCACCAUCCGCAAUUUCGUGGGUCGGUUCUAUCCAGGCCUUUCUCCUGCUUGUUGUCGGCGCUCUCACCGGACCCCUCUUCGACCGGGGAUAUCUUCGCGCACUCAUCUUUGGUGGCACCGUUCUACUUCUCAUUGGCCAAAUGAUGCUUUCCCUCUGCCACGAAUACUGGCAAGUCCUCCUCGCCCAGGCGUUCUGCAUCGGCAUAGGAGCCGGCGCGCUAUUCACGCCCGCCGUCGCCAUCCUCUCGCAAUACUUCUCCACGCGCGUCGGAAUGGCAAUCGGCAUCGCAGCCUCCGGGUCCAGCGUAGGAGGCGUCAUCUACCCCAUCGUAUUCAAAGAGCUCCUCCCACGCAUCGGCUUCGCAUGGACAACCCGCGUCCUCGGCUUCCUCAUCCUAGGCACAAUGAUCGUCCCCAACGCCGUAAUGCGCACGCGUGUCCUCCCCGCAAAAUCCCGCUCCCUACUCGACCUCCCCGCCUUCACGAUCCCCGCCUACGCCUUCCAAGCCAUGGGCUUCUUCCUCGGCUUCAUCGGCCUGUACAUGCCGUUCUUCUACGCCCAAGUCUACGCCCUGCAGGAGCGCAUCACGAACGAAAACCUCGCCUUCUACCUCAUCGCCAUCAUGAACAGCACGUCGGCAUUCGGUCGCAUUCUGCCCAACAUCCUCGCCGACAAGCUCGGCCCCUUUAACGUCGUCAUCCCGUGUUGUCUCAUCUCCGGCGUCCUGUGCAUAUGCUUUAUCUCCGUCACGUCAACCGCGGGCAUCGUCGUGCUGAUGGCGUUCUACGGCUUCUUCAGCGGCAGCUUCGUUAGCAUUCCGCCCACGCUUGUUGUUAGUUUGAGUCUCAAUGCGAGGGAGAAGAUUGGAGCGAGGUUGGGCCAGGGCUUUGCGUGUACGGCUGUCGGCGUGCUGAUUGGUACGCCGAUUGGAGGCGCGAUUCAGGAGCAUAGCGGGUUUGCUGCGCUGUGGACGUUUGGUGGGGUUAUGCUGUUUGGUAGUGCGGUGUUUUUGGCGGCGGGGAGGGUCGCGCAUAAGGGGUGGGGGGUGGGGAUAAAAGCUUAG